This is a messenger RNA of Rotaria socialis, 1455 nucleotides long. The record is from the annotation of a GenBank genome assembly. Lineage: Eukaryota; Metazoa; Rotifera; Eurotatoria; Philodinida; Philodinidae.
AUGGAAGACACACAUGUUAACGAUGAUAACGAACAAAUUAUACUAGUUCCUCGGCAAGAGACAACAUCUUAUCACGGUUUACUUGAUCCACGCAGACCAUAUCUUAAAUGGAUUGCGGUAUUUUUCAUGUGUUUUUUGUCAUUCGGAUCUUAUUAUUGUUAUGAUAAUCCAGCUGGUUUAGAAGAUGUGAUGAAAGAUGAUUUAAAAAUCUCUUCAUCAACUUUUACAUCAUUCUAUUCGUGGUAUUCAUGGCCUAAUGUUGUACUGGCUGCUGUUGGUGGUAUAUUAAUUGAUAAAUGGCUUGGAGUAGCACGUGGUGCAACUUUAUUUUGUGGAUUUAUUCUUGUUGGACAAGUCAUUUUUGGUAUUGGUGGUUAUUGUCGUUUAAUUUGGUUGAUGAAUGCUGGUCGUUUUAUAUUUGGUAUUGGUGGUGAAUCAUUAUCAAGUGCACAAAAUGCCUAUGCUGUUUCAUGGUUUUUUGGAAAACAAUUAAAUUUCGUAUUUGGAUUACAACUUUCAUUUGCUCGUGUAGGAAGCUUAGUAAAUAUGAAUACAAUUCAUCGCAUUUAUGAUUCACUUGAUAAAGAUGUAACUGGUCCACAUCGUAUUGGUACAACGCUUUUAAUCGCUGUUUCAACUUGUCUAAUUUCGCUUCUCUGUGCAAUUAUUCUUUGGUCAUUAGAUAUUCGACGACGCAAAGUCAUCCAAGAAGAUAACCCACCUGAUCCAUCUGAUGAAUUUCAUAUUCGAGAUAUUCGACAUUUUUCAGCUUCACUCUACUCUGUUUUUAUUAUUUGUGUAUUCUAUUAUGUUGCAAUAUUUCCGUUUAUUGCUGCAGCUCAAUUACUCUUUGAAUCAAAAUAUGAUUUAUCACCUGCUUGGUCAAAUGCAUGUAAUAGUUUAGUUUAUUUCAUGUCCGCAAUUCUUUCACCAUUACUUGGCUAUGCUGUUGAUAAAACUGGUAGAAAUCUUUACUGGCUCAUGGGCAGUAUUACAACAACAAUAAUAGCUCAUGCUCUUCUUGCAUUCCUUUUUGUUCAUCCAGUUGUGCCUCUUGUUUUAAUGGGCAUAUCUUAUUCUAUAUUAGCUGCAUCUCUUUGGCCAAUGGUAGCUUUUCUUGUUCCCAAAAAAAUGUUAGGUACAGCCUAUGGAUUUAUGCAGUCGAUUCAAAAUCUAGGCCUUGCUGUCAUGAAUAUAUUUACCGGUUUAAUUCUUGACAGUUAUGGCUAUUUUAUGCUCGAGAUAUUUUUUAUUAUAUGUCUUGAAAUUGCAUUAUUAGCCUCUGCAUUUCUAUACGUAUAUAAUUCGGUCAAAAAUGGCAUGCUCAACGAUUCACCAGCUGUACGACGUGCUAAACAAGAGUUGCUUGAUGGCAAAGGACCUGACCCAAGCAAUAAUGUCUCUGGUGCAUCAUCGUCACCUGAUGAAGACGAUCAAAAAGCUAUUAACACAUAA